AUGUACCUGGUCACCAACCUGGGAAAUUUGCUCAUCAUCCUGGAUGCCAUUUCUGACUCCCACCCCCACACCCCCAUGUACUUCUUCCUCUCCAACCUGUCCUUUACUGACAUCUGUUUAAGCACAACCACCAUCCCAGAGAUGCUGGUGAAUAUCCAAGCACAGAGUCAGCAUCUCAGUUACACAGGCUGCAUCACCCAGGUCUGUUUUGUCUUGAUUUUUCUUGGUUUUGAAAAUUUUCUCCUUGCAGUAAUGGCCUAUGACCACUAUGUUGCCAUUUGUCAUCCACAGAGGUACACAGUCAUCAUGAACCCCCAACUCUGUGGACUGUUAAUUCUACUCUCUUUGUACAUUACUGUUUCCUUGUUCUAUGGGACAGGAUUAGGGGUAUACAUUAGUUCUGCAGUUACUGACUCUUCCAGAAAGACUUCAGUGGCUUCGGUGAUGUACACUGUGGUUCCUCAAUUGAUGAACCCCUUUAUCUACAGUCUGUGGAACAGGGAUAUGAAGGAAGCCUUGAGAAAAAUAAUCAGGUAG
This is a messenger RNA of Callorhinus ursinus (northern fur seal), 537 nucleotides long. The record is from RefSeq and is a predicted model, not a curated record. Lineage: Eukaryota; Metazoa; Chordata; Mammalia; Carnivora; Otariidae.